UGUAGGAUAAGGUAGCAUUAUUUAUGCGCUAAUGUCAUGGCACUGCCUUCCUAAUCAAUGGGAAUCGUAUUAGUUUACAUUACUUCCCGGGAAUUGCUGAAUUGAGUGUUUUACAGCUCGUGUAGUUAUUUUGUAUUAAAGCCCAGCUGAAAGAAUUGCUCUAUUAUAUCCUGACCGUUUAGACUACCCAGAAGGGUCUGUUCCGCUUGGAUGCUCGGUGCAGUGAGUGCCUCGCCGAGGACAGCUCGUGUGCCUGCUCUGCUCCGAUUAGGGGAGGGAAACUGAUGCAUCACAAGUGAAGACCCAGAAAGGUACCAAAAGGAUUCCUCCAUACAUUUGUGAUUGGAUGUGAGUCUACCUUGACCCCACAAAACUGAAGAUGAUGUUGCUAUGGAAACUGCUGGUGCUGCAGUCACUCAUGGGGUUCCUAGCAGAGAGCAGUGUCCUGCAGAGCCCAGUAUUCACCAAGCAGCCUGGCAGCAUCGUGUUCCCUGUGGACUCCCAGGAGAACAACAGAGAGGUGGUGUUCAGCUGUGAGGCCCAGGGAAGCCCAUCUCCACUUUAUCGAUGGAAAUUGAAUGGCACCGCAAUCACUCCAAAAUCAGGCUCACACUACAGCCUGUCUGGAGGCAACCUCCGAAUCAGCCAUUUGAACAAAGACCAGGAUGCUGGAACAUAUCAGUGCCUCGCCUUCAACUCUUUUGGGACCAUCGUGAGCCGAGAGGCCAGACUAACCUUUGCAUACAUGGAAAACUUCAAGACCCACAGAAGAAGCUCAGUGUCAGUUCGCGAGGGACAGGGGGUGGUGCUGCUGUGUGGUCCCCCAUCUCACUCUGGAGAUCUGACGUUCUCUUGGAUUUUUAAUGAGUACCCCUCAUUUGUGAAGCAGGACACACGUCGCUUUAUCUCCCAGGAGACUGGGAAUCUAUACAUCGCUAAAGUGGAGCCUUCUGAUGUGGGCAACUACACCUGUGUGGUGACCAACACUGUCACCAAGACCAGGGUCCAAGGCCCGCCCACUCCUCUGGUGCUGCGCAGUGAUGGUAUAAUGGGUGAAUACGAGCCAAAGAUUGAAGUUCAGUUUCCAGAGAUUGUCCAUGUAGCCAAAGGAUCGACAGUGAAACUGGAGUGUUUUGCAUUAGGAAACCCUGUCCCCUCCAUAAACUGGAGGAGAAUGGACGGAAUCCCCUUUUCUAGGAAGGUGGACGUGAGGAAAGCCAGUGGCGUUCUGGAAAUCCCCUAUUUCCAGCAGGAAGACGCGGGCACAUACGAGUGUGUGGCAGAGAACUCCAGAGGGAGGAACACUGUAAAAGGAAAACUCUCUUUCUACGCCCCUCCACAUCUGAUAGAGAAACCCCAGGAUGUACAGAAGCCCAUUGACGACUCUCUGGUGUGGGAAUGCAAGGCCACUGGAAAGCCCAAGCCCUCAUAUAGGUGGAUGAAGAACGGAGAGAACCUGGAGUCACUGGAGGAGCGCAUACAGGUUGCCAAUGGGGCGUUGUCAAUCAGCCGACUGACGCUGUCCGAUAUUGGAAUGUAUCAAUGUGUGGCUGGAAACAAACAUGGGGAGGUCUACUCCAAUGUAGAGCUCAAAGUCAUAGCUGUUGCCCCAGAUUUCUCCCAGAACCAGCUGAGGAGCCACACCAUGGUGAAGGAGCGAGGAGAUGUGCUGAUCGAGUGCAGGCCCAAAAUGUCCCCCUGGGGUGUGAUCUCCUGGAGGAAGGGCAGUGAGACUCUACGAGAGAGCAACAGAGUUUCCAUUCUGGACAACGGAAACCUCCGGAUACAGAAUGCAACCAAACCAGAUGCAAGCCUUUACACUUGUGUGGCAAGCAACCAGUUUGGAGUGGCAAGCAGCUCCGGGACUCUCAUGGUCAAAGAGCCGACCAUUAUAACCACGCCACCGUCCACCCUGGAUGUGACUGUAGGAGAGAGCAUUGUGCUGCCAUGUCAGGUGACUCAUGACCCAUCUCUGGAGCUCAAGUUCACCUGGUUCUUCAACGAGCAGCUGAUCCACUUUGGCAACCACGGCGGAUACUUUGAAAAAGUGGGCGGUCAGCAUUCAGCUGGGGACAUCAUGAUUCGGAAUAUCCAGCUGAGACAUGCAGGGAAGUACACCUGUGCGGUACAGACCAAGGUGGACAGCAUCUCCAUCGCAGCAGACCUGGUGGUCCGAGGUCCCCCAGGCCCACCCACCAGCAUCCAUGUAGAAGAAAUCAGUGACACCACAGCCUCUCUCUCCUGGAGGCCCGGGCCUGAUAAUCACAGUCCAGUUACCACAUACACCAUCCAGGCCAGGACACCAUUCUCCCUGGGCUGGCAGGCUGUCACCACAGUUCCUGAGGUGGUUGGGGGCCACCGUCUGACAGCUACAGUAAUAGACCUGAGCCCCUGGGUGGAAUAUGAGUUCAGAGUCCUGGCAAGCAACGCCAUUGGGACCGGGGAGCCCAGCAAAACAUCCAAACAAGCAAGGACAAAGGAAACAUCUCCGAAGGUCACACCAGCUAAUGUAAGCGGAGGUGGAGGCAGUCGCUCAGAAUUAGUGAUCACUUGGGAGCCUGUUCCUGAGGAGCUGCAGAACGGGGGAGGGUUUGGCUAUGUGGUGGCCUUCAGACCGUACGGAGCCACAGGCUGGAUGCAGGCCGCAGUGCCCUCACCAGAAGCCUCCAAAUAUGUCUUCAAGAACGAGAGCAUCCAGCCCUUCUCCCCCUUCCAAGUGAAGGUUGGAGUGUACAACAAUGAAGGGGAAGGCCCUUUCGGACCCGUCAUCACCAUCUACUCUGCAGAGGAAGAGCCUGGCAGAGCGCCCACCAGGAUCCGAGCCAAGAGUCUGUCUGCGUCUGAGAUUGAGGUUUCAUGGAAAGCCCUGCCUUGGAACACCAGCAAGAGAAGAGUUCUAGGCUAUGAGUUGAGGUACUGGGAGAAGAGAGAGAAGGAGGAGGCAGCCAGUGUGCAGAGGACGGUAGGCAACCAGACGUCAGCCAUUAUCCGAGGGGUGAGAGGAAGCAACACGUACUACGUCACAGUGAGAGCGUACAACACGGCCGGGGCUGGGCCUCCUAGUACAACUGUCAAUGUCACCACCAAGAAACCACCGCCCAGCCAGCCCCCGGUGAAAGUGAUGUGGAACACAUUGAAUUCCAAGAUAAUCCUGAACUGGGAGCAGGUCAAAGCCCUGGAGAACGAGUCAGAGGUCACCGGCUACAAAGUGCUCUACAAGGGUAACCGACACAGCCGUCCUAGUGUCAUGGAAACCAACACAACGUCGGUGGAGCUCUCCCUGCCUAUGGAUGAGGAGUACUUCAUCCAGAUCAAACCAUUUGGGGAGGGAGGAGAGGGGAGCAGUAGCAGACAGAUUACCAUCCCCAGAAUACCAGGUCCCAAUGCAAUUGGCUCGGCGACCAAGGUCUCUACUUUAUCAGCCCUCAGUACAAUAGCACUGUCUUUCACAGCGCGGACAUCGUUAUGACAAACCGCUACCAGCGAACAUUGCAUCUGAUGUGGAGGCAACUUGACAACGGAACAGAAACACCAACCACCCAGUCUGGUGUAACUAGAUCCAUUCAUUUAGAUUUUAGAGGCAGGAGGAUGAGCGACAUUGGAAAACAAAGUCACUGAGAUGAGAGGGAGAGAAAGGGCCCCCCUUCAGCACCCCGUCCGCCGGUGAGAACAGGAAAUCGACUGAUGUCUUGACUCUGUUGUUACCAAAGCAGCUUUCAUAAAAAAAGAAAAAUGUCUUAUAUGCAUCUUUUGUAUGACAUGUCUAGCUUUUAUAGAUUUAUUUUGAAACCAAUUCAUAAUUGGUCUGGGCUUUUUAUAAAAGGUUGAGGUGAGUUCAGUGCAUGGUGCAUACCUACAUACAGAUCUGACUGUUUUAGAAUUUUAAAAGUUUUCAGUUUGUUGGAAAGAGCACUUUUGUCAUCUGAAGUGAAUACCAACUUUUAGUUAAAAAAAACAACCUGUAACUGUGGUUUCAUGUCAAACAAAGACCAUAGUUCAGUCUUCUUAGAAAUGUAUGAAUUGUUACCACCAUCUAGACUGAUAUGAUGAGUAACUCUUUUUUUUAUUACUCCAAAAAAACAUUGCACUGACGCCUGAUGAAAAAUUUGACUUGAAAGAAAUGUGACAAACUAUGUUAAAGGAUGAGAGUGACUUUAUUGUCCCUCGCUGGUUUGGAGUCCCAUCUUCCACAGGUUGCCCUGCCUUGACCAUUUAAUUGCGCUGGCUGUCUGUCUCAUCCGCUCAUCAUCCUCCUCAUCUUCUCAGUUAGCCGUGUGUCUUCUCUACAUUUUACAUUUCAGUCAUUUAGCAGACGCUCUUAUCCAGAGCGACUUACAGUUAGUGAGUGCAUACAUUUUUCAUACUCUAAAGCUAUUCUAUUCUUUGCCUUGUGUGUGCCUCAUCAUUCGUUCGAAAUCCUCAGGUCCUUAAAGAGCCUUAACUUAUCUAUCAACAACUAUUAUAAACAUAGAUGUCUGUUGUUAUACAGCUGCUGUAUGAUGUGUAGCUACACACUGUAUUAAUAGACAGAUUAUUACCAUUCCAUGUAUAAUCCUAUGGUCAGGAGUUUUUUCCUGGUCAGGUUAUGUGGUCAAGACAUACUCCUUGUCCUAGUCAUAUAUAAUAGUUAGGGCCAGGGGGUUUUCUGACCAUGUGACCUGACCAGGAAAAACUCUGUCAUUCUUUAUGAAGGAGAAGUGUGUUUCAACAGCGUAGUGCUGUUCAGCAUGGUUUAAGGGUAACAUGGGAAACUUGGGACAUUUUAGUAGGUCCACUGACUGCAUCCCUACUAAAAGAUAAAUGCUGCUGAUGAUUUUUCCUUUUCCUUCUGAUGCCAUGUGAUACUGGUACAGUACAGUACAGUACAAUACAGUACCAUACAUAUGUAGCUUGUAAUCCAGUGAAAAAGUAAAAAGUGCAGGUAGUUUGUAGUACUUUCAAGGGGAAGUUUGACUCCAAAUCAUGCAUCGAGAAAUGUGUAAUAUACUCUUUUGUACACUUCAGAUCAUUUAUAUAAAAGAAAAACCUUUCUAAAGAGCUGAUUAACCUGGUUUUUAUGAAAUAACACAAAUGUUUCAUACAGUAGCUAAAUGUCGCUCAGCAUGACUGUAUUUGCCCUUAUUUUCUGUCCAUUUGCUAACUGACUGAAUGGCUUGAGACCAUGCAAAGAGAUAGCAGGUUUGUGUAUCUGUACCCAUACAAGUCAAACCACUUUUACGUCUGUGCUUCUGUCUCAAACAGCUGUUCUCCUGUAGGCCUACACACUUUGGGAUUUACCGCUACUACCAUCCAUUUACUCCAUGUGAAGUUCUGUUAUUUGCUGUUGUUGGAUGUUUAUACUGUGUUAAUGAAUAAAGUUGAUUGAUUUAUAUAA
This is a messenger RNA of Coregonus clupeaformis (lake whitefish), 5374 nucleotides long. Its product is annotated as contactin-4. Bases 380 to 3469 code for a protein of 1029 amino acids. The record is from RefSeq and is a predicted model, not a curated record. Gene Ontology annotation, molecular function: cell-cell adhesion mediator activity. Gene Ontology annotation, biological process: cell-cell adhesion; brain development. NCBI's taxonomy places the organism in Eukaryota, Metazoa, Chordata, Actinopteri, Salmoniformes, Salmonidae. The transcript has 23 exons.